AUGGUUCCUGUGGGUCAGGAAUACGGGAGCAGUUUGGCUGGUGGGUUUGGGCUCAGGGUCUCUCAUGAGGUUGUGGGCAAGAUGUCGGCGGCGGCUAAGUCAUUGAAAGGCUUGACUGAAGCUGCAGGAUCCACUUCCAGGAGGGCUCAUUCACCCAGCUGCUGGUGGAAGCCUGGGUUCCUCAUCACAGGGGCCCCUCCGCAAGGCAGUCUGUCUCCAUGCCAUGGCGGCGGGCUGUCCCCAGUGAGAAUGAUUCCCCAGGGAACACCCAAGAUGGAAGCCACAGUGACUUUUAUAACCUAA
This is a messenger RNA of Rangifer tarandus platyrhynchus (Svalbard reindeer), 303 nucleotides long. The record is from the annotation of a GenBank genome assembly. Lineage: Eukaryota; Metazoa; Chordata; Mammalia; Artiodactyla; Cervidae.